UGUUGCCUGUUGGUGCUCUGUGAACUUUAUUGGCGCGCUGUCGUCAUGGCUUGUGCAAAGAGGCAGAAUUUGCCGUUCGCCGCGAAACUCGAAAUCAUAAAUCGGGUCGAGUGCGGUGAAAAGAAGUCCGACGUCGCCGCCGCGUACAAAAUUCCAAGGAGCACCUUGAGUACUAUCCUGAAGAACAAGGCAGACAUCAGAGCCAAGUCGGACAAAAGGCCAGGUGCCCGUGGCACCCGACGUGUGCGCACUGCUGUGUACGAAGAUGUUGAAGCGGCCGUUUACAAAUGGUUUGUGGACGUUCGGUCGCGAAACGUCCCGGUGUCCGGCCCUAUGAUCGAGCAGAAAGCCAAAGACCUUGCUUUCCUGCUUGGCAGGAACGAUUUCCAAGGCGUUCCAGGCUGGCUCCAACGGUUCAAAGAACGGCACGACAUCGUUGGCAAAGCUGUUACAGGUGAAAGCAGAGCGGCGGACCUGGACAGCGUAGACAAAUGGCUCGAGGAAAACUGGCGAGAUAUCGCAGCAAGAUAUCAAGCCCAAGAUAUCUUCAAUGCGGAUGAAACCGCUCUAUUUUGGCAAAUGUUGCCAAACAAGACACUUGCGUGUCGUGGCGACAAGACUUGCGGCGGCAAGGCAAACAAAGCUCGUGUGUCCGUGCUGUUGGCAGCUAAUUUAGACGGAUCGAAAAAGCUUCGACCUCUGGUUAUCGGGAAAAGCACGGCACCGCGGUGUUUUCGAAAUGCGCUGUCGCUUCCAGUUACCUACCGAGCAAACUCAAAAGCGUGGAUGACCGGGGAGCUUUUAGGCAGGUGGCUAUCGUCGUGGAAUGAUGAUAUGGUAGGCGAAAAUCGCAAGGUGUGCCUGCUCGUGGACAAUUGUUCAUCGCACCACUGCAGUACGACCUUCAGCAACAUCGAGCUGCGUUUUUUGCCCCCAAACACUACGUCUGUACUGCAACCACUGGAUCAAGGCGUUAUAUGCGCACUGAAAGCCGGCUAUCGGAAGCGCCUGGUGGAGAGGCUGCUGCAGAACCUUCGUGUCGGCAGGGAGCUUAAGAUCGACUUGCUCGGAGCUCUAUCUAUGUUGAGUAGAUCGUGGGCAGAUGUCAUGAAGGAGACGAUCCAGAACUGGGCUUUAGGCAUGCCGGCUUCCGCAUGCCUGGUGAUGACACCCCAAAUUCCGAUGACAGCACUGAAGACACCGCAGGUGUUUCCGCCGAAGUUUGGAGCGAGCUGGCAGAGUUCCUGGGAGCUAUCGACGGAUCGACAUUCGACGAGUUCGUCAGUGCGGACGAUGAUGUCGCCAUCAUGGGUGAGCUGCAAGAUGAGGACUACGUUGCAGACGUCGUGCCAACCACGAGCCAAAGCGACAGCAAUAAGGAAAUUGACGAUGGCCCAUUGCCUACAUCCUCCGAAGUGAUUAAUGCACUUGCGUUGGUCCGGCGCUAUUGCGUGAAUGUGGAAGGUUGCGGCCUCAGCUGCUCCGACUCGUUGGACAACGUGGAGGCGUGCAUGCUGUCGCAGGCAGCGAAGUCGUUGACACAGAAGAAAAUCCAGGACUAUUUUGUUCCAAAGUAGGGCACGCAAGUAAGCCACCAUAUUAAUAAAGUACUUUUCUUAUUGUUA
Molecule: messenger RNA, 1625 nt
Organism: Rhipicephalus sanguineus (brown dog tick)
Lineage: Eukaryota; Metazoa; Arthropoda; Arachnida; Ixodida; Ixodidae
Product: tigger transposable element-derived protein 6-like
Exons: 1
Coding region: 46-1419 (457 amino acids)
Cellular component (GO): nucleus
Molecular function (GO): DNA binding
Source: RefSeq, a predicted model, not a curated record